Toxotes jaculatrix (banded archerfish) is the source of this 1521-nucleotide messenger RNA. It is a transcript of the gene hacd2, whose product is annotated as 3-hydroxyacyl-CoA dehydratase 2. Gene Ontology annotation, molecular function: 3-hydroxyacyl-CoA dehydratase activity. Lineage: Eukaryota; Metazoa; Chordata; Actinopteri; Toxotidae. The coding region runs from base 83 to 817 and encodes 244 amino acids. The record is from RefSeq and is a predicted model, not a curated record. Gene Ontology annotation, cellular component: endoplasmic reticulum membrane. Gene Ontology annotation, biological process: sphingolipid biosynthetic process; very long-chain fatty acid biosynthetic process; fatty acid elongation. The transcript has 7 exons.
UCCCCUCCCCCGUUCGUUUCCUGACUCGGUGAACCUGACAGUCGCCGUUGUCCGGGACCAAAGACCGUUGAGGGUUGCAGUGAUGUCGGCAGCUGCUGCGGGGACCAGCAAAGCAGCCCACAGCGAUGUGGCCCCGAAGAAGAAGAAGGGACCCGGCGCGCUGGCUACGGCCUACCUGGUCAUUUACAACGUUGUUAUGACAGCGGGGUGGCUGGUGAUAGCUGUGGGUCUGGUCAGAGCUUACCUGGCCAGAGGAAGUUACCAUGGGCUGUACUACUCCAUAGAGAAGCCUCUGAAGUUCUUUCAGACUGGAGCUAUUCUGGAGAUACUGCACUGUGCUGUAGGAAUUGUACCGUCCUCUGUGGUCCUGACUGGAUUCCAGGUCAUGUCCCGGGUCUUCCUCACCUGGGCCGUCACACACAGCGUCAGGGAGGUGCAGAGCGAGGACAGCGUGCUGCUGUUUGUCACAGCCUGGACCGUCACAGAGAUCAUCCGCUACUCUUUCUACACCUUCAGCCUGCUCAAUCACCUGCCAUACCUCAUCAAAUGGGCCAGGUACACCUUUUUCAUCGUGCUGUAUCCCAUGGGAGUGACUGGGGAACUGCUGACUAUCUAUGCAGCGCUGCCGUACGUGCAGAAGACAGGCCUGUACUCUGUCACUCUCCCCAACAAGUACAACUUCUCUUUCGACUACUACACCUUCCUCAUCCUCAUCAUGAUCUCCUACAUUCCCCUCUUCCCCCAGCUUUACUUCCACAUGAUACGACAGAGGAAGAAGGUGUUGGGCCACGUGGAGGACUACAGCAAAGUGGAGUGAGCUGAACAGUAUUGAGACAGAUCUGAGCGAGGGAAAAGAAACCAAAACAACCAACAGAAGAAGAAGAACAAAAUCAUGUUUGCUCAUUGAAACACAAAAUCCCCAAACCCCCAGAACUGACCUGGCAAAUGAUCCAAUUAUCAAGCAACAUAAUUUUUUUUUCCAGCUGUAGUCUGGGUUGUAAUGAUGCUCACAAAUCAUGAAAGAACUGGGGUUAUAUUUUUGUUGUUGUUUUUAUUUAUGAACAAACUGCAGUUACUUUUGUAUAGUGAGAGCUUGCAGCUACAACCGAACUGUAUUUUGACUUGGAUACAGUUGUGCUGCCAUCUGAGCAGUGAGCAGAACUCAGUCACAGCAAAGCAUUUCUGUCAGUGCAAAUUAUGCACUGAUAGAAUCGAUAACCUCCUUUUAAAUGACACUAUAGAAAAUUCCCAAUCGAUUUCUCAUGUCCCCAUCGCUUGUCUUUUUUUUUUGUUUAUUUGUUUGUUUUUAAGAAGCAGUUCUCCUUUACUACGCUGCAGAAAGAAUAAUGUGAACACUAGUGCUGCAACUAGGUUGUCUGUAGGUUUUGCAUCUACAGUGUGUUUGUAGGUGCAAACUGUGGUCCAGAUUUGUCAUUUUUUUGUUUUGUUUUCUUUCAUUCAUUUCAGUCAAAAGUUUGAUUACAUUCCUAAUUUAGUCUAAUAAACAUUUUUCAUUCUGUG